Molecule: messenger RNA, 831 nt
Organism: Striga hermonthica
Lineage: Eukaryota; Viridiplantae; Streptophyta; Magnoliopsida; Lamiales; Orobanchaceae
Source: the annotation of a GenBank genome assembly
AUGGCGGCGCCUCGGAGCGUGGUGGUGGAUGCCGGCAGCCGUCUGUCGGACAGGGAUGAGGAGAAGGACGACGAAUCCCCGUCGGGGAAGAAGCUGAAGGCGGAGAGGUUCCCGCUCUCUAGGUGGGAGUUUGCGACGGCGUUUGGGGUGUUUUUGGUAUUUUCCACCGGGCUGCUGUGCGUUUACCUCACCAUGCCCGCUGCCGAGUAUGAGAUGUUGAAGCUGCCCCGUAACCUCUCAGAUCUUCGCUCGCUCAAGGAUCAUCUCGCUACGUAUGCCCGAGUGUAUCCAGCGAAGUUCAUUCUCGGUUACUGCUCGACUUACAUAUUCAUGCAGACAUUCAUGAUACCUGGAACUAUUUUCAUGUCCUUAUUAGCUGGAGCACUUUUUGGUGUUGUGAGAGGUAUUUUCUUGGUUGUGUUCAACGCCACAGCCGGGGCAUCUUCUUGCUAUUUUCUGUCCAAACUCAUCGGCAGGCCCAUUGUCAAUUGGCUGUGGCCUGAAAAGCUCAGAUUUUUCCAGGCCGAGAUUGCAAAGAGGAAAGAGAAAUUACUGAACUACAUGCUCUUUCUGAGAGUAACUCCCACACUGCCAAAUCUGUUCAUCAAUUUGGCAUCGCCUGUUGUGGACAUACCAUUUCAUAUUUUCUUUCUGGCAACUGUUACCGGCCUCGUUCCAGCUGCCUAUAUUACUGUUAGAGCUGGGCUUGCGCUUGGAGAACUUAAGUCGGUGAAAGAUUUAUAUGAUUUUAAGACGUUGAUGGUACUCUUCCUCAUUGGGUCAAUUUUAUUAUUGCCGACCCUUUUGAAGAGGAAGCGAAUAUAUGAAUAA